Molecule: messenger RNA, 903 nt
Organism: Haemonchus placei
Lineage: Eukaryota; Metazoa; Nematoda; Chromadorea; Rhabditida; Trichostrongylidae
Source: the annotation of a GenBank genome assembly
AUGGUCAAUAUUGAAGUGCUUUCAUUAAGCGUUAAUCGGGUUGAAACACUACAACCUCUACGUAACUGUUCUCGAUUAGCGGAAUUAUAUUUGCGGAAAAACAACAUUCAAAGCCUUACCGAACUCGAAUAUCUCAAGGACCUGCGGAAUCUCCGAGUGCUGUGGAUUGACGAGAACCCAUGCACCCGAUCAGGCGAUUACCGUCAUCGUGUCCUACGGCUAUUGCCUCAAUUAACAAAACUUGAUGAUAGACCGGUGACCCUAGAUGACCAUAUGGAAGCGCAGCAGGACGAUUCCGCUCCUGAAUGCGACAUGCACGCCAGCAUGAUGAGUCUACACAGUGCACGUAGCUCGAGAGCAGGCAGCAGUGUGACCCUCCACGAUCCCAUGACCCAAUCAUUCUAUGGCCGGGCAAUCGUGGACACAGUCAUGCAACCGCAAAUGGUCAGUUACGGGGAUGCUUCGGAUGAGGAACGGCUUCCACCACCACGAGACCCACAAUCACUGCGGGUCUCCCGACUUAGUCUGAUGAGCCAGUCUGUGCAUCCGUCGCUGAUGACCCAAUCCAUCUAUGAGCCAGCAACCGAGGACCGUGACGAGGAGUGGGCCGACUUCAGCCUCGAGGAGGACACUCGGCCGGUUUCAAUGGAUGCGAUAGCUAGUCGGAUGUGCAUGUCUAUGCAUGAAGCACGACAGCGCCCAGCCAGUAGCUCGUACAGUCGGAGCGUCAGUGCUCCACGGAGGCGUCUUCAGGCUCGAAAGGAGUCAUCACGAAGUCCGGCUCGGGAUAUGCGUACAGACAAAAUCAUGUCGGCGGUUUCCGUUUUGCUGGACGAACUGGAUGCUGACGGUUUGCGGGCCGUUAUCGAGCAGGCUCAAGAGCGUAUGAAGAAACGUUGGUGA